AUGGCAUAUCGCUGCAGAACAAUUUCAAAACCGGCGAUCAACUUUCUCAAGUCAGCCAUCGCCAAGCCGGCGAGCAGGCCCGUCUUUUCCGUUCAACCAACCCGAUCAUCCCCGUCACUUUUCUCAAGGCCAUUGCCUCAGAUGGGUGCCCUAAUGUCUCUUUUACCCCUCCACACAGUGGUCUCGUCUGCAAGGCUCACGUCUUGUCUGGGCACAGACACCAAUAGCUGCAGGUCUUUGUCUCAGGAAUUAGGUCAAUCCGUGCCGCGGUAA
Molecule: messenger RNA, 273 nt
Organism: Striga hermonthica
Lineage: Eukaryota; Viridiplantae; Streptophyta; Magnoliopsida; Lamiales; Orobanchaceae
Source: the annotation of a GenBank genome assembly